AUGCGUCUCGCCACUAAGCGUCUGGCCAAGGAGCUGACCGAGCUGCGCGCCUCGGGCGCGCCCGCCGGCUGUGCGCUGCUGCAGGCCGACGACCUGCAGACGUGGCUCUUCAGCAUCAGCGUGCUGGGCGAGAGCGUGUAUGCCGGCGAGACGUUUGCGCUGCGCUUCCGCUUUCCCGACGCGUACCCCAUGGAGAGCCCCGAGUGUGUGUUUGUCACCGACGGCGGCUGGAAGGCGCCCGUGCACGGGCACGUCUACUCCAACGGUCACAUCUGCGCCUCGAUUCUCGGCAACGAGUGGUCGCCCGUGCUGCACGCCUCGAGCGUGCUGCUCACGAUCCAGAGCAUGCUCGCCAGCGCCAAGAAGAAGGAGCUGCCGCCGGACAAUGACCGCUAUGUGAAGCGCGCGCCGCUCUCGCCCAAGGACACUCGCUGGGCAUACCACGACGACAACGUUUAG
Molecule: messenger RNA, 459 nt
Organism: Tilletiopsis washingtonensis
Lineage: Eukaryota; Fungi; Basidiomycota; Exobasidiomycetes; Entylomatales
Product: UBC-like protein
Exons: 6
Coding region: 1-459 (152 amino acids)
Source: RefSeq, a predicted model, not a curated record